Messenger RNA from Protobothrops mucrosquamatus (brown spotted pit viper), 538 nucleotides. Its product is annotated as inactive histone-lysine N-methyltransferase 2E-like. The record is from RefSeq and is a predicted model, not a curated record. The transcript is spliced from 4 exons. Gene Ontology annotation, molecular function: protein binding. Lineage: Eukaryota; Metazoa; Chordata; Lepidosauria; Squamata; Viperidae. The annotation marks the transcript as partial.
GCCGUACCCCUUUGUUCUGUUCUAUUCUAAAUUUCACGGGCUGGAAAUGUGUGUGGAUGCAAGAACCUUCGGAAAUGAAGCUCGAUUUAUUAGACGUUCUUGUACACCUAAUGCCGAGGUUAGACAUGCCAUUGAAGAUGGAACUAUUCACCUUUAUAUCUACUCCACCCAGGACAUUCCAAAGGGAACAGAAAUAACAAUAGCGUUUGAUUUUGAUUAUGGAAAUUGCAAAUACAAAGUGGACUGUGCUUGCCUCAAAGAAAACCCUGAAUGCCCGGUGUUGAAGCGUCCCUCCGAGCCUACCGAAGCUAUAAAUACAGGUUAUGAAACCAGAAGGAAAAAGGGGAAAAAGGAGAAGGAAACCCAAAACCAGAACAUCACGCUGGAUUGUGAAGGCGCAACGGGCAAAACCAAGUUUCCAGAAAACCGACAGAGGAAACUUUCUCCCCUUCGAUUGUCGAUCUCAAAUAAUCAGUGCAAUCCUAUUCCUGUCUACUCAGAAGCAAGUCCUAAUGAUUUCAGUGGGACUUACUCCCAG